CUUUUCGAACGGACGAUGGUUUUGGUAACUGCAAGGAUGAGGCGUGGGUUCUCGGUUCAACUUUACUCAAUUCUCGGUAUAAAGCUUUCCAACUGGUGUCUGAUGAGCAGGCUUUGGACGAGGUCACCCGACCUCCUGACAUCCGCGUCCGCGUCGUGGAAGCACCAUGGAUCCCGAUCAUGACUUCCCUCCCAUCCCCACUGGACAGUCCUCCCAGUCUCAGGCACACCCUUCUCAACCCGAAGUCCAAAAUCCCUCACCGUCCGUGGAACCUGAACGUGUAGACAGAGCAGUUAGUCCGCACAGUCAAUUGGCGGCCACUGAGAAGCCCCCCCUUGGUAGUUCGGAGUCAGAGGGAGAUCGUCCGCAGAGUCAGGAUUUUGUGGCGUCUGAGAAGCCCCUCAUUGGCAGUUCAGAGGGACAAUCACCAGGACGGACACCGGCUUAUGGUCGUUAUCCAGAAUUUGACAUUUCUCAACCUCCUCCGGUUGCAAGAAAUGGCCUGAGGGACGGACAUAUCAAGCGUGGACCGUCGCGUCGCUCAGCUACGGGCCAUGUUCGUCCCACUGGAUCGGGCAUAGGCUGGAUAGUGCCCGAAAUUGAAGAUAAACCUCAUCGGCACACGAUCGGAUUUCGGCUCGCCCCAACCAUUGCUAAUGCGAAGAUUGAGAGGGAGCGAUACGCCGCAAAAGCACGAGUUACAGGCCUUGCAUUGAACAUUGCGAUAGGGUUGCAAGUAGCCCUUGGGGCACUCACUACCGGUAUUUCGGCAUCUUUAACGGGUAAACAGGUUUCGAUUGGCAUAUCUAUUCUUGGCGGCAUGACUACAUUAGUCGCUUCCUAUCUCGCUCGUACACGGGGAUCAAAUGAACCAGAACUAUCCAUAACUCGUGUUAAGGACCUGGAUCAUUUCUUGAGAGACUGUUCAGCUUUUGAUAUGGACAAGGGGCACGAGUAUGGGACACCUGAGCUGGAUGCUCAGUUAGACCAUCUUAGAAAAAGGUUUGAAGAACUUCUCGGAAAUGCUGAUGGGCAGCGAAAACUUUCCCCGCCAGUGUGAAUACAAUUGUUCUAGGUUCCUAUAACACACAUUCUACGAGGUCUCCCACCAAUCAUUUUGUCCAAUACCAAUCUCCGAGUGAUUAUCACUUCACUUUAGCGGUUCUCUCAUGAUACAUACUACAUUCUUCUAGAUACGAUACGAUUGUAAGUUAUCACUUGUUCGAUAAUACACCAAUUGUUCCGGUAUACGAUUUCUCAAAGUUUGGAUGAUGCUAGACCACUGCCUUUGUGAUGUAAACAAUAUUUGGUUUUCUCGAAGGAGCGAGGGACCACAAGCGCCGUUAAAGGGGCAACCACUUUUCCUAAUUGAUACACGAGUCAUUGUCUGCUUAACAUGUGGAGAGUGAUGCCUUAUUUUUAUCGGAUCCUACCAUGUGAACAAA
Messenger RNA from Suillus fuscotomentosus, 1445 nucleotides. RefSeq lists its product as uncharacterized. Lineage: Eukaryota; Fungi; Basidiomycota; Agaricomycetes; Boletales; Suillaceae. The record is from RefSeq and is a predicted model, not a curated record. The coding region runs from base 167 to 1060 and encodes 297 amino acids. The transcript is spliced from 6 exons.